UAAUUGGAUGUCUGCACAAUAUCAUUAAUUCCACAACUCCAGCAGAGCUCCAACUUUGACCUGCAGGAUGACAGUCAUGGCUGGGGAUAACAUGGAUGAGACCUCUGCUGUGCCAGGGCAUCCACAGGACACGUACCCCCCUGACCAAGACGAUCACGAAUGCUGCGAAAGGGUGGUCAUCAAUAUAGCGGGACUGCGCUUUGAGACCCAGCUCAAAACCCUCGCCCAGUUUCCAGAGACACUGUUAGGCAACCCAAAGAAAAGGAUGCGCUAUUUCGAUCCCUUGAGAAAUGAGUACUUCUUUGACAGAAAUCGGCCAAGUUUUGACGCCAUCCUCUACUAUUAUCAGUCCGGGGGAAGACUGAGGAGGCCGGCAAAUGUCCCAUUGGAUAUGUUCUCUGAAGAAAUUAAGUUCUAUGAUCUUGGGGUAGAGGCGAUGGAGAAAUUCCGUGAAGAUGAGGGCUUCAUUCGCGAGGAAGAACGGCCCUUACCAGAGCGUGAGUUUCAACGGCAAAUGUGGCUUCUAUUCGAGCAUCCCGAGAGCUCAGGGCCAGCUAGAGGAAUUGCUAUUGUGUCUGUUAUGGUAAUUUUAAUUUCCAUCGUCAUUUUCUGUUUGGAGACUUUACCUGAACUGAAAGGGGACCCUAUGGGACGGAUACAGACUAUUGGCAACACCACCUUCUACUUCAAACCAAACAUUUUGACCGACCCCUUCUUCAUUGUUGAGACCCUCUGUAUAAUCUGGUUCUCCUUUGAAUUGAUUGUGCGGUUCUUUGCGUGCCCGAGCAAAACGGCCUUCUUUAAGAAUAUGAUGAACACCAUUGAUAUUGUGGCCAUUAUCCCCUAUUUCAUCACACUGGGCACAGAGUUAGCUGAUGAAGCAGAUGGAAAGGAGGGCAAGGGGGAGCAGGCAACAUCACUGGCCAUCCUCAGGGUGAUUCGUCUGGUCAGGGUGUUUAGGAUCUUUAAGCUGUCCAGGCACUCCAAAGGCCUUCAGAUUUUGGGGCAGACCCUCAAAGCCAGUAUGCGUGAGCUUGGAUUGCUUAUUUUCUUCCUGUUCAUCGGUGUCAUAUUGUUCUCGAGUGCCGUGUAUUUUGCAGAAGCCGAUGAAGGAGAGUCCCACUUCACCAGCAUCCCAGAUGCAUUCUGGUGGGCUGUUGUGUCAAUGACUACCGUAGGCUAUGGGGACAUGGUACCGGUGACUAUAGGGGGCAAGAUUGUUGGUUCCUUGUGCGCUAUCGCCGGUGUGCUGACCAUUGCCUUACCUGUGCCUGUCAUUGUAUCCAACUUCAACUAUUUCUACCACAGAGAAACCGAGGGAGAGGAGCAAGCCCAACUCCUUAACGUGAGCAAUCAAAACCUAUCUGAUUCCAACUCCAGUCGUCGCAGCUCCUUGACUGUCAGUAAGUCUGAGUACAUGGAGAUAGACGGAGACAUAAACAACAGCAUCGACAACUUCAGAGAAGCCAACCUCAGAACUGGCAACUGCACUAUCACUAAUCAGAACUGUGUUAACAAAAGUAAGCUGCUAACAGAUGUCUAG
Xyrauchen texanus (razorback sucker) is the source of this 1543-nucleotide messenger RNA. RefSeq names its product potassium voltage-gated channel, shaker-related subfamily, member 1a (gene kcna1a). The record is from RefSeq and is a predicted model, not a curated record. Bases 68 to 1543 code for a protein of 491 amino acids. Gene Ontology annotation, cellular component: dendrite; voltage-gated potassium channel complex; neuronal cell body. Gene Ontology annotation, molecular function: delayed rectifier potassium channel activity; protein binding. Gene Ontology annotation, biological process: potassium ion transmembrane transport; protein homooligomerization. NCBI's taxonomy places the organism in Eukaryota, Metazoa, Chordata, Actinopteri, Cypriniformes, Catostomidae. The transcript has a single exon.